UCAAAUUCACAAAUGCAAGCUUUUUCUUCAUGUGUGCUUCUUAUCCCAUUUUCACCCUUAGCCCUGUACCUUUCUCUCAUGGUAAAUUGAAAGUUGCAUUACACAGUCCAGAACUGUUUUCUUAGACCUAUUUUGUUCUUGUUGUGUUAAUGAUAUCUCACUUUUCUUGGAGCUUCAAGAUCAAGAAUAACAAGAAGAACAAGCAAAGCUUUGUUGUUAGCCAAGAAAAAUCAACACUCAAUCAUGCCAUCCAUGAUGAAAAAUAAUCAAGGCUUAUGUAUUUUCAUCAAACAGUUGGUGGGCAUGCAACUAUGCCUCUGUAUCAGGCAUCAAAGGAUAGAAAAGAUGAGGGUUUGAAGAUUGUUGAUGUUCUGGGUCUUGAAUCCACCAUGAAAGGGGUUGAGAUUUUGGAUCUGAAGGUGAUGAUUGAGGAGAUGGAAUCAAUUGAUGUUCCAUCUGUUUUCAUCUGUCCAAUCUCUCUUGAGCCAAUGCAGGACCCUGUGACCCUUUGCACUGGCCAAACCUAUGACAGAUCCAACAUCCUCAAAUGGUUCUCACUUGGUCACAAAACUUGUCCCACAACAAUGCAAGAGCUUUGGGAUGAUUCUGUCACACCCAACAAGACACUCACCCACUUGAUCCUCACAUGGUUCUCUCACAAGUACUUGGCCAUGAAGAAGAAGCUUGAGGAUGUUCAGGGAAGAGUCUUGGACCUCUUGGAUAUGCUCAAGAAGGUGAAGGGUCAAGCCAGGGUUAAAGCUCUUAAGGAUCUGAGGCAACUUGUUGCAGCUAAUGUGUUUGCUAGAAGGACUGUGUCAGAAAAUGGUGGGCUUGCUUUGGUUUGUUCUUUGUUAGGUCCUUUCACUUCACAUGCUGUAGGCUCUGAAGCAAUUGGGAUCAUUGUGAAUUUGGAUUUGGUAUCUGAGCUGAAGAGGAAUUUGAUGCAUCCUGCAAAGGUUUCAUUAUUGGUGGAUAUCAUGAAUGAGGGAACCAUUGAGACAAAGAUGAACUGUGCUAAAUUGAUUGAGAUGUUGUUGAUUGAAGGGAGUGGGAAUGGGAAUGAAACAGAGAUUGUCUCAAGCUUGAGUCUUUUGGUUGGGUUGUUGAGGUUAGUGAGGGAUAAGAAACACCCAACUGGGGUCUUAACUGGUCUCAUUUUACUCAAAGCUAUAUGUUCUUCCCAUGAAUCUGUUAGAAGCUCUGUGAUAAGCAUAGGGGCAGUUCCUCAAUUGAUUGAGCUUUUGCCUAGUUUGAACAAGGAGUGCUUAGAGGUAGCACUUUAUAUUCUAGAGGUUUUGUCAACUCUUCCAGAGGGAAGAAUGGCCUUGAAAGAGUGUCCAAACAUCAUUCCUAAUGUGGUGAAGUUGCUGAUGAGAGUCUCAGAGAGGUGCACUCAAUUUGCAUUGUCAAUAUUGUGGGCUAUCUACAAGCUUGCACCUGAAGAAUGUGCCUCAAAGGCAGUGGAAGCUGGGUUAGCAGCUAAGUUGUUGUUAGUAAUUCAGAGUGGUUGCAACCCAGUUUUGAAGCAAAUGUCUUCUGAGUUCUUGAAAAUGUGCAGUGUGAAUUACUCUACUAGUAUUUUGAUUUCCAAGUGUAUGCUCAGCACAAUACAAUGAAAAACAAGAGAAAAUUAUUUGUAGCUUCAGAUACAGCCAGUUAUAUGUUCAUAAAGUUUAUGAAAUUCAGACAUUUCCCCUUGCAUUUCAAAAACUGUAAAUUGAUGGUAUAUGAUGUAACUUGUUAGUGAUUUAAAUCAGCAUUCUGCCUGUCUUUGAUUCCAGUUCUGCAACAGUUUUAUCUAUGUGAUGUUGUAGGCCGUUGAGAUUGAAGUUGUUGGAAAAGCUGAGUUGUGAGAUUACACAAGAUUUUUGAUUGGUUCAGAUCUUUCUCCCUAAAUAGAACCAGAGUUAUUUUCAA
Molecule: messenger RNA, 1917 nt
Organism: Lotus japonicus
Lineage: Eukaryota; Viridiplantae; Streptophyta; Magnoliopsida; Fabales; Fabaceae
Product: U-box domain-containing protein 30-like
Exons: 2
Coding region: 276-1616 (446 amino acids)
Biological process (GO): protein ubiquitination
Molecular function (GO): ubiquitin protein ligase activity
Source: RefSeq, a predicted model, not a curated record